AUCCUAGCAAAUCUGAACAAACAAUUUUGGUCCUUUUGUUUACGACAUAAGACCAAACAAAAGACCCUUUCUUUCUUUCAUAAUUUGGUCCUUUUGUUUUCUUCUUCUUCUUCUUCUUCUUCUUCAAUUACCUCUCUUCUCUUCUUUCUCUUCUCCAUUGCCUCUUACAUCUUCCUUUACAGGUUAUAUAUAAUUAUAGUCUGAAAAGGGAAUAAGAGGGUGUUUGUGGCAAUGGAGGAACCUAGCCAACUGAAACGUGCCAUCAUUGAUUCUUCUGCUGGAGCAAUUUCUGGUGGAAUUUCUCGUACUGUAACAUCACCUCUUGAUGUUAUUAAGAUUAGAUUUCAGGUUCAACUUGAACCAACAACUUCAUGGGCUUUACUACGCAAAGAUUUAGUUGUAACUGCCCCGUCAAAAUAUACUGGUAUGUUUCAGGCCAGCAGAGAUAUUCUUAGAGAAGAAGGCUUAAAGGGAUUUUGGCGGGGGAAUGUACCGGCGUUGCUCAUGGUUAUGCCAUAUACAGCCAUUCAAUUUACAGUUUUACACAAGUUAAAGACUAUUGCAUCCGGAUCUUCCAAGACAGAGAAUCACACUAAUUUGAGCCCAUAUCUAUCCUAUGUCAGCGGCGCGGCAGCUGGGUGUGCAGCUACUGUUGGUUCAUAUCCUUUUGAUCUUCUCCGAACCAUAUUAGCUUCUCAAGGCGAGCCAAAGGUAUAUCCAAACAUGAGAGCGGCAUUCAUGGAUAUCAUUCACACUCGUGGAUUUCAAGGCAUGUAUGCUGGAUUGUCUCCAACUCUAGUUGAGAUUAUACCUUAUGCAGGACUACAAUUUGGAACCUAUGAUACAUUUAAGCGUUGGACCUCGACUUGGAACCAUAAUAGAUAUUCCCACAUCACUGGAGACGAUAGUCUAUCUAGCUUUCAGCUUUUCAUUUGUGGGUUGGCGGCUGGAACAUGUGCAAAACUUGUCUGUCAUCCUCUUGAUGUUGUCAAGAAAAGAUUUCAGAUUGAAGGUCUUCAAAGGCAUCCCAGAUACGGAGCUCGAGUUGAGCAUCGAGCAUAUAGUAAUAUGUAUGAUGCCGUGCAACGGAUAUUUAGGUCGGAAGGUUGGGCUGGACUAUACAAGGGGAUAAUUCCAUCAACUGUUAAAGCUGCACCUGCUGGUGCUGUGACAUUUGUUGCAUAUGAAAUGGUAUCAGAUUGGCUAGAGUCCUUGACUUAAUUUUCUCCCCCACAUUUUAAUGAUUUUUUUACAUAUUCUUUUUUAAAAUAGAAAUUGAUCCCUUCAUAGGAUAGGAAGAAAGCAUGAGGAAUAUGCUAAUUUUAUUUUUGAUUAAUGGUAAUUCAUAAGGCUGUACUUCCUUAAGAUGGAAGAAGGUCAAAAGGAAAGCUGAGAUUUAACAUUAACAUGUUUUACCUUUUUCUUACUGGAUUUUGAAUGGUAACUUUGCUUGUUUUUGGGUUUUUUUAUUUUCAUUUUUUAUUUUUACAUUUAGUGUGAUAUUGAAUUUCCAAAAAUGUAUAUUGUAAAGCCCAUGUAUUUCUACUUUGUGGAACAAUCUGUGUGUUGAUUCUAACACAUGGUAGAUUUUUAAUUGAGCUUUAGGGUCUCUGAAGUUCA
Messenger RNA from Trifolium pratense (red clover), 1620 nucleotides. RefSeq names its product mitochondrial thiamine diphosphate carrier 2-like. NCBI's taxonomy places the organism in Eukaryota, Viridiplantae, Streptophyta, Magnoliopsida, Fabales, Fabaceae. Bases 232 to 1221 code for a protein of 329 amino acids. The transcript is spliced from 8 exons. Gene Ontology annotation, cellular component: mitochondrial inner membrane. Gene Ontology annotation, biological process: thiamine pyrophosphate transmembrane transport. Gene Ontology annotation, molecular function: thiamine transmembrane transporter activity. The record is from RefSeq and is a predicted model, not a curated record.